Molecule: messenger RNA, 990 nt
Organism: Drosophila melanogaster (fruit fly)
Lineage: Eukaryota; Metazoa; Arthropoda; Insecta; Diptera; Drosophilidae
Gene: AANATL7
Product: arylalkylamine N-acetyltransferase-like 7
Exons: 2
Coding region: 207-893 (228 amino acids)
Molecular function (GO): aralkylamine N-acetyltransferase activity
Source: RefSeq, marked reviewed
UUUUGAAUCAAAUUCGUACGCUAUGAAAUUAACUAUCCCACUCAAAAACCCAAAUCGGCACCAUCAUCAAUAGUAUGAGUUUCAAGAGGUUGGCACCACAGAUCCUUAAGCAUCCGGGAUGGCGUGGUAGAGCCACUGGGAUUCCCCGUUUCAAGAUCUUCUUUACCAUCCGCAGACAAUUCGGCGAUUGCAGCGGCUGUGACACCAUGGAGUACAAGAUGAUUGCACCGGAGCACAGUGAACAGGUGAUGGAGCAUCUGCGGCGCAACUUCUUUGCCGACGAGCCGCUAAACAAGGCCGCCGGCUUGUGCCAGAACGGCAGCAGUUGCCCCGCCCUGGAGGCGCACUGUGCCGAGGCCAUACAGCACCGGAUGAGCGUGAUGGCUGUGGACGCAAAGGAGAAGGAUACCUUGAAAAUAGUCGGCGUCGUCCUCAAUGGCAUCCUGAAGCCGGGCGACACGGCCAAGGCGCUGAGCAAGCUGGACUGCAACGACGAUGCAGAUUUCCGCAAGAUUUUCGACUUGCUGCACAGGCACAAUCUCAAGCACAAUCUCUUCGAGCACUUCGACGUGGACUGCAUGUUCGAUGUGCGCAUCCUAUCGGUGGACUCGUGCUACCGUGGCCAGGGGAUUGCGAAUGAGCUGGUCAAGCGGUCCGUGGCGGUGGCCAAAAAGAAUGGCUUUCGCCUGCUGAAGGCCGAUGCCACCGGCAUCUUCUCGCAGAAGAUCUUUCGUUCCCAUGGCUUUGAGGUCUUCUCGGAGCAACCCUACAGCAAGUAUACGGAUGAGAAUGGCAAGGUGAUCUUGCCCGUGGAGGCGCCCCACAUCAAAUUGCAGCAGCUCUACAAGGCGAUCUGCGCGGAUGACCAGGAUGAGAAGAAGCAGUCGCUUUAAGGAGUCACCCGGCUGGCUCACAUUUGGAACAAUAAUCUCAUUUAUUUUCUACAUAUACAUACAUUGCAUAAUCGUUAUUGGAAUGUUUUCGUACUAC